This is a messenger RNA of Papaver somniferum (opium poppy), 1347 nucleotides long. RefSeq lists its product as uncharacterized. Bases 1 to 1347 code for a protein of 448 amino acids. The transcript has 3 exons. The record is from RefSeq and is a predicted model, not a curated record. NCBI's taxonomy places the organism in Eukaryota, Viridiplantae, Streptophyta, Magnoliopsida, Ranunculales, Papaveraceae. Gene Ontology annotation, molecular function: RNA-DNA hybrid ribonuclease activity; nucleic acid binding.
AUGAGAUCUCCAGUACAAGGACGACCAUUGAUAUUGUACACGGCUUCCAGUGAUGUUACUAUUGGGGAAAUGCUAGCUCAAGAAGAUGAAGAAGGCGUUGAACAUCCAAUCUACUAUUACAUCCGAACCAUAAAAGAUGCUCAACUCAGAUACCGGAAAUCUGAAAUAACGUGCCUGGCAUUAGCUCAUGCAAUGCAGAGAUUCGGACAUUAUUUGUUAUCUAACAGGGUCGUGCUUGUCUCCAAAGCUGAUCCCAUCAAGUUUUUACUCUUGAAACUUGCUUUGAUAGGAAGACCUGCAAAAUGGCUUCUUCAGAUGUCAGAGUUCGACAUAGUAUGUGUUUCUCCCAAAGCAAUCAAAGGUCAAGCGGUAGCAGAUCUACUGGAUGCCUUUCCAGGGGAAGAUUCCACGACACUACAGAACGAUGUACCAGGUGAAUUCCCAGAAAUUUCAGUCGUCAAGGAAGAAACGUGGUUGUUGUACUUUGAUGGAUCUGCUACUCCUAGCAACGAUACUGGAGGAGCGGGAUUAUCCUUAGCUAAACAGGAAGGAGCGAUGCACCUGGAGAUCAGACGAUAUUCAAAACUGUUGGUCAAUCAAAUGAAUGGGACAUACUCUCUCAAGGAGAUAACGCUUGCUCCAUUCAGGGCUGAGGCGCAGCGACUCUUAACUCAUGUCGCCGAUGCGACUAUCACUCAUACUUUCCGGACCAAUAAUAGACAUGUUGAUUGCUUGGAAACCCUCGCCUCCAAGCUGCAAUUCGAAGGAUCAGAGAAAGAUAUCAUAGUGCAAAGACGAGCCGUAUCAUCCACAUGGCUUAGUCAAACUGAAGAUGCUCAAGCAAACGACUGGAGAGCACCUAUUAUUCAUGAAUUGAGCAGUUCCGUUGCAGAAGGAGCAGUUAUCCUUAAAGAUCUAAAGAACUUCUUCUUGCUCCACGGGGCCUUGUACCAUCGCAUCCCUGAUGCCUCUCUAUCAUGGUGCCUUGGCGAUGAAGAAGAAAAGGAAAAGCUCGAAAGUGUGCAUCAAGAAGUAUGUGGACAAACGCUAGUGAUAACACUUUAUAGAAGACUUCAAAGACUCGGGUAUUACUGGCCAUCCAUGGAAGCACAGUUAAGAACUUUGCAGGGAUCUUGUCCUCAUUGUCAGACACCUCCUCAUCAUUUAGAGGCCUUGACACUUCAUCACACUGGGGACUGGAGACAGCCUUAUAUUGAAUACCUUCGAGACAACAAAUCACCACCUAGAAAGAAAGAUGCAAUAAAACUUACUCAGAAAGCUAAGAGAUUUAACUGCACCAAGGAGCUCAAUUGGAACAUCACCGUAUUCGCUCGUCUAUGGGGCUGA